AUGUGCAGAAAAUUUAGUAACGAUACACUCGCAAAUGUGUCGCCUUUCUUAAUUAAAAAGGUAAUCGAUUAUACCGCCGGUAGUGAGGUGGAAACUUGCAAAAAACUCAGAAAUGGUAACAUAUUAAUUAAAACUAAAAACUACAAUCAAGCCGAAAAAUUAGUGAAAUUAGUGUCACUCUCGCCCACUGUACACAUUGAAAUCUCCGAGCACACUUCACUUAACUUAACUAAAGGUGUCAUCCACUCCAACGAUUUGCGCGGUAUAAAAGAAGAAGAAAUCCUCGAUGAAUUGAGAAACCAAAACGUAACAGAAGUGAAGAAAAUACUUAAAGAGGAAAACAACGACUCACUGAAGGAGAUUGGUCUAAUUAUACUCACUUUCUCUUCAAUAUCUCUGCCAACUGAAAUGUCAAUAGGGUACGAAAAAAUCAAAAUCCGACCUUACAUUCCACUUCCACUAAGGUGUAAAAAAUGUCAACGAUAUGGACACAUAGAAAAAAUAUGCAAAAAUGCCAAAAUAUGCCCUAACUGUGCUAACGAAUUUCAUACCAGCGAAGACAACGCAGAAUGUGUAAACAUAAAGAGCUUCGUCAACUGCAAAGAAAACGGCAUCCAAACCUACAACCACAACUCAUAUGACCAAAAAUGCCCCAUAUUCGUACGUGAGAAAGAGAUUCAAGUUAUCAUAACAUUGGAAAAGGUUGACAGAAGGAAAGCAAUCUCCACAUACAAAGAGCGAAAUCAAUAUAGCGGACCAUCUUACUCAGCUGUCACCCGUAACAACUCUGCUCUAUACUCACAAACACAAGAAUCGCCCGCUCAAAGUAGCACCGUCACCAAACCAAUAAAUCAGCAACGACAAUGA
Messenger RNA from Bactrocera dorsalis (oriental fruit fly), 867 nucleotides. RefSeq lists its product as uncharacterized. The transcript has a single exon. The coding region runs from base 1 to 867 and encodes 288 amino acids. The record is from RefSeq and is a predicted model, not a curated record. Lineage: Eukaryota; Metazoa; Arthropoda; Insecta; Diptera; Tephritidae.